This is a messenger RNA of Cutaneotrichosporon cavernicola, 3390 nucleotides long. RefSeq lists its product as uncharacterized. Gene Ontology annotation, biological process: regulation of GTPase activity; signal transduction. The record is from RefSeq and is a predicted model, not a curated record. Gene Ontology annotation, cellular component: cytoplasm. The transcript is spliced from 8 exons. Lineage: Eukaryota; Fungi; Basidiomycota; Tremellomycetes; Trichosporonales; Trichosporonaceae. The coding region runs from base 1 to 3390 and encodes 1129 amino acids.
AUGCCGUCGAUGAACGAUCUGGAAGCAAAGUGCGGCGGCUGCAAGAAGACCAUUGACCAAGAAAAUGGCGGCGUCGUCGUGGCAUUUGGCGCGUCACUCUGGCACGUCGACUGUUUCAAGUGCGCCAAAUGUCUCGAGAAGGUCUCGGCCGACACAAACCUCCUCCUUCUGUCCGAUGGUAGCCCAGUGUGUGGCAAGUGCUCGUAUCAGUGCUUUGUGUGCAAGCAGGCUAUCACAGAAGAGGCCAUCAUGACCGGCGACGAGUCAUACCAUGCUCACUGUUUUACGUGUCGCACCUGCAAGCAAAGAAUAGAGGAGCUGGUGUUUGCCAAGACGUCGCAGGGCAUCUACUGCAUGAACUGUCACAACGAACGUGUAGCCCGGAGUCGUCGCCACGCCGAGGCCAGGCGACUACGCGCUGCGCGUAAGGAGCGUGAAAAGGAAGAAUCAGAAGCGCGCCGCCGCGAUGCCAGCGGUAUCCGCUCGAGCUCGACCUCGACGUCACUCAAUCUCCUCACGACGGUCGCAUCAAACGUCAGCGUGGCGAGCAGCGCGGUCUCGCCUUCCUCGCCGCGAUACCCGGACGUUACAUCUCCAACCAACCUCUCCUCCUUCGCCGGGCGAGAUGCGGGUCCUCUUUCCGGCACAGCUUCGCCUGCCACUGGCCCCAUGCGCAACCACAGCGUCCCGGCAUCGCCAGCGGGUCCACGUGAACCGCGUGAAACCGCCAUGGCACGGGGCGGUUCCCAGGACAGCAGAACUCCUCGUUCGGGCAACGUCAGUCCGACUCCAGGCUCGUCGUCCAAGACUUCGCCAAUGGCCCUAUCGCAGUCGCAGUCGCAGCCGGCAGGCAACCUCUUGUCACAAGCGUCGCCGCGCAGCCCCACUGGCCCACCCUCUGGCCCGCGUUCAGCGAGUGGUGUGGGACUCGGUGUCAGCGGUCUCAGUGUGCCCACCUCGAGGGCCGAGAAGCGCAGGUCGAUCAACCCCGGAUUGUCGUUCAACAUGGACCAGGCAGCGUCCGCUUUCACACCGGAGCCAAGGGUACCGUCUCCCCUACCCAAGUCGUCGCCCAAGUCUGAGACUACCUCCGGCACGAGGGCGCAGACCGCGACGGCCGAGACCACUCCCAAGUCGUCUGAACCGUCACAAGACGGGCACAAGUCGCCGUCGGCGUUCAAGCCGAGCGUCCUACCUCCCGAGCGCAAGGAUUCACAUAUGAGCACCAACGGCGACGCUGCCCUUCCACGUAUUGACGCGCCCGGUCUCCUGCCCACGAUGUCAUUUUCGCUCUCUGAUCCCGACUUUGCGGUCCUCCUCAACGAGAUGGAGACGCCGGAGGGAUCCAAGGCCUUGCCGAAGAAGGCUCGCACGCCCGAGUCUGGCUCGGCGCAAGUGUCGGAUGGCGAUGAUGCUGCUGGCGGUGCAAUGUCGCGAAACUUAAACAUGGACUCGCUCGUGACCGCCGCGAACGGCGAGGCCAUCACCCCAUCAAGCUCACGGACACUGCUCUCGCCCAAUGACCAGCCGUCGCCGGUCGACACGCUGCGGCGCCGGGGUUCCAAGGAUUCCAUCCUGUCUGUGCGGAUGGAGCGCGACUCGUCGUUCCAGGCGCUUGCCGCACUGGUCGCUGGUCUCAAGCCUGACGACGAUAACAGGGUGUCCAUCGACUACUCUCUGCUUAUUGAGGCAAUCCGCGAGCACAGUGCGCUCAAGGAGGCAGCUGACACGCUCAAGGCCAAGUACACGGGUGCCAAGCGUUCCAGCCAGCAGUACAGCGACGGUCUCGCUAUCGCCGGUGAGGAGUACGACAAGGAGAGCCAGCGUCGCCGCGAGCUCGAGACGGAGAUUGUCCGCCUGCGGUCACAGCUUCAUGGCCAGAGUGCGCGUUUGUCCUUAAUGUCCAGCGACGAGCGCCGCCAGGAGAGGCUGAACCGCCAUUCGCAAGACCUUGCGAGCAACCUCACAGGUCUUGAGCACGACAUUUCCAGAUUGCGCGCUCAACGCGACAUCUCGCUCGCCGAGAUUGAGGAACUCCAGUCCAAGCGAGGCGAGAUCGACUCUGAGGAGGCAACGUCCAAGCUGGGACGGUCGCUCUCUCGCCGCCUCGAGAAGAUCAAGGAGGAGUACAGAGACGAGCUCGCGCCUCUGUCUGCGCAGCGCGAGGCGCUCCAGCGCGAGAUUGCCGAUCUCGAGUCCACCAAGGAGCAGUACAUUGAGGAGGCGUCGUCGCUGCAGGCCAAGAAUGAUGAGAUCAUCGAGCUAAACCAGCAACUCAUGCGUCAGAACGAGGGGCUCAACGACCGGAGAUCGCCCGCGGCCUUCCCUGUCAUCACCAAGGCCCGUGGCCACCCGUCCGGCUCCCCAUCAAUGUCGUCCCUUGCCACCGCGCUUGAGGGUGUCCCAGAAGAGUCAAAGGAGACUGCGCGUGUCAUCAAGGUGUCCAAGCCCGAACCGAUCGAGGUCACGCCAGCGCGCCGCUUCAAGUGGAUCGGCAAGGCGGCCAAGGCGGUCGACACGGACAAGCUCACUGUUGGAGGCAGUGGCGGCGACAGGCGCAAGCUGCGCCCUUCCACCGAGGUCGGCACGCGCGAGCACCACUUUGCACAACACAGCACCAUGCGUCUGGGCCGUUGCGACUUAUGUCAGGACAAGAUGUGGGGCCUACAGGAGGUCAAGUGCUCCGCAUGCGGUAUGGUGUGCCAUCAGAAGUGUGCCGAGAAGCUUCCCAAGUCGUGUCCAGGCAAGGGCGCCAAGGUCGAGGACGAGGGCCCGCUGCCACCGAGCAUGUUCGGCCGCGAACUGAGCGACCAGUCUGGCGCAGAUAACGCCGCUGUUCCUGUGAUUGUGACCAAGUGUAUCCGGGCGGUCGAGGCCAACGGCAUGGAGUAUGAGGGUAUCUACCGCAAGACGGGUGGCAACGCGCAGUGCAAGCAGAUUACGCAAUUGUUCGAACGCGGCAAAUAUGAGACGUUCGACCUCACGAACGCCGACGACUUUAACGACAUUAGUGCCAUCACGUCGGUGCUCAAAAACUACUUCCGCAACCUGCCCGAUCCAGUGUUCACGCACAAGUUACACGAGAGCUUCAUCGCGGCGGCCAACAUCCGUGGGGUCGACAACAAGAAGCAGGCGCUAUGCGCGCUCCUGCAGGAACUGCCCAAGGCGCACUACGAUACGCUCAAGGUGCUCAUGCUUCACCUGAACCGCGUGACGGCCAAGAGCGACAUCAACCUGAUGACGAGUCAGAACCUUGGCGUGGUGUUUGGGCCCACGCUGCUCCGGUCAUCCGACCCGAACCGCGAGUUUGGCGACAUGGCGGGCAAGGCGCUCAGCGUGCAGUGGAUGGUCGAGAAUGCGCCGUCCGUGUUCCUCGAGGAGCGCGAGUGA